Saccoglossus kowalevskii is the source of this 906-nucleotide messenger RNA. RefSeq lists its product as uncharacterized. NCBI's taxonomy places the organism in Eukaryota, Metazoa, Hemichordata, Enteropneusta, Harrimaniidae. The record is from RefSeq and is a predicted model, not a curated record.
AUGAGUUUCAAGGAAGGUAUACGUACUUCCAAGACACCAGAUCUUGAAUUUUGUGAAGAAUGCGAGUUAAAAUGCUUCACCGCCGCUCUUGAACACGUGAGCUCCCAAACGAACGCGUACGUCCCACGUACCGAAUCAGGUACUGAAUGGUCGAUCGCGUUCGAAUCAACGAUGUCAUCCCUCGAGUCACUCAGAAUGGCGAUCAGUAACACACCUGCAGCGGAGAAUAUGUUUGAAGACAUCUAUCUAUCAAUGAAAUACAUUCGCAAUGUGCUGGAGGGAAACACGAAACGCACGGCAGAAAUCAAACAGGAGAAGGAAAUCCUUGCUAGUCAGCUGAAGACAACUAACACACAGUUAGCUGAAACGGAAAAGGAGCUCCAACAACUGGAACAGUUCACAAGGAGAAAUCAUUUGGAAAUUCACGGCGUUCCACAACCGUAUUUCACUGAAAAUACUGACGAUGUGGUUGUGGAACUAGUAAGUGCGGUCGGUAUCAAUAUCUCGACUUGUGAUAUCGAUAUAAGUUAUCGUUUAUCCCCAGCAGGAACCCGGCAACCCCAACAACAACAACAACUCCCGCAACCAAUCAUUGUGAAAUUCGUUACACAGUCUCUCCGCGAUGAAAUAUACAAUUCUCGGAAGGAGAUACAAACCAAGUCAGCAGAAAAAUCAACAGCGCUUAACGGGGCAAGGGAGAGAGUUCACAUCGAAGAAAACCUGACUGUCGCCAACAAGAAGUUGUUUCACAAAGCAAACAAAAUAAGAAAAUUGUGCAACUGGAAGUUCAUUUGGACUUUAAACGGGCGAAUAUUUGUCAGAAAAAAUGUUGGAGAAAAUGCUAUCAGUAUAGAUUCUCUGACCGACAUCGACCGCAUUUGGCCGCCAAACUGUCACAGCUGCUAA